GAAAGUUUAGGACCCGGGAGUUUUUGGAAUGUAAACAUAACCUCAUUAGAAAGUGGUAUUUACAAACCUCUCUUUAGGAUAUGGUGGAAUCUGGAAGUUUUCGAGUUCUCUUUAGAAGAUGGGUGGAAUCUGGGAGUUUUCGAUAUGUAA
This is a messenger RNA of Funneliformis mosseae, 150 nucleotides long. NCBI's taxonomy places the organism in Eukaryota, Fungi, Glomeromycota, Glomeromycetes, Glomerales, Glomeraceae. The record is from the annotation of a GenBank genome assembly.